GCAGUGAAGAAGAGAAGAUUGAAGAAGGAAGGAGAGGAUGGAGAUAUCUUCCAUUAUCGAUAUUUUCUCUGCUGGUAGCUCAAUUCGGCACCUCGAAUGACCUAUUGAUUUCUCGUUCGAUCAUUUUUGUGUGCUUUUCAUUAAGUCGGCGAUUUAAAGCCUGUUUCUUUGAGAAUUUGUUCUGUUGCGGGAGUUCGAUUCAGGAUCUUUAUUUGAUUGCAAACUAAGAGAUGCGGCGAACAAAAAAUCGAAGUGAAGACAACAUACCUUCAAAUGAUGAGAUAUUAUCACCGUUGGUAGAUGAAGAUAGCGGAGGGAAUGUUAGCGGUGGCUGUCUUAAGAAAGGACCAUGGACAUCUAAUGAAGAUGAGAUUUUGAUAGAAUAUGUAAAAAAACAUGGGGAGGGGAAUUGGAAUGCUGUUCAGAAGCAUUCUGGACUUUCUCGUUGUGGGAAAAGCUGUCGCUUGCGAUGGGCCAAUCAUCUCAGACCAAACUUGAAAAAAGGGGCGUUUACUGCAGAAGAAGAGCAUACAAUAAUUCAUCUGCACGCAAAAAUGGGAAACAAAUGGGCACGCAUGGCAGCCCAUUUACCUGGACGCACAGACAAUGAAAUUAAGAAUUACUGGAAUACUCGAAUUAAGAGGCGGCAGCGGGCUGGUCUACCUCUGUAUCCCCCUGAAGUGAGUUUGCGCGCAUGGCAGCAUCGUCAUAACCAAGACACAGGUGGUAGUAAUAUUGUAGGUAAAGAUCAUCAUGAUCUUCUUCAGGCUAAUAGUUAUGAUGCAAUACCGGAUGUCAAAUUUCAAGGCAAGCCUCAUAAUGCCUUAUCUUAUAUGCCCCAGCUUCCAGAAAUUUCAAGUUGUAUGCUGAAAAGAGGUCUUGAUUCUUCUCAAUAUGGUAAUUUCAUGCCAUCUACAAUGCAUCGUCAAAAGCGUUACCGGGAAUCAGCACCCUUAUUCUCUGGUCCUGAUGGUAGUGUUAAAACCCCUUUCCACCAGUUUGAGGAUAAUUCCUAUGAUCAAGUUGCUCAAUCAUAUGGGUCACCUUUUCCUCUUGAUCCUAACGCUGCCACUAAGAAUGCCAUGUCUUUUGGCUCGUUUGAGGGUAGCCAUUCCCUUACAAAUGGCAAUUCCUCUGCUUCUCAGCACUCGAAAGAGACAGAGAAGUUGGAGCUCCCUUCACUCCAAUAUCCAGAAACUGAUUUAUGCAGUUGGGAGACACCCAUCCAACCGGCAAUGUUUGAAUCAGUUGAUCCGUUUAUUCAAUCUCCACCAACUUUUAUGUUGGGAUCAGAUUGCCUUUCACCACGCAAUAGUGGCUUACUAGAAGCUUUAAUAUAUGAAUCUAAGACGAUUGGUUGUCCAAAGAAUCAUCCAUCUGAUAAGAAUUCAAAUUCAUGCAGUAUUACUCCAGGUGAUGUAACUGAUAGUUAUAAUAUGACAGCGGGUAAGACAGAAAUUGAUGACUAUACUGAGGCUGUUUCUCCAUUUGGUCACUCUACCUCAACACUUUUCAGUGAGUGUACACCGAUCAGUGCAACCGGAAGUUCAUAUGAAGAUCCUGCUCUUACUGAGGCCUUUUCUGGAAGUAAUGUGAAAUCAGAACCACUGGAUCAUGUGUGGACCCCUGAUAGAGAAAAAGAAGCGAAAAACGGGGUCGAAUUCACACGUCCAGAUGCGUUGCUUGCCUCAGAUUGGCAGGGCCAGAGUUCAGGAAUUGAAAAGGAGACAACCAGUAUGAAUGAUGCACUCACUUUGCUCCUAGGCGAUGAUUUGGCUGCUGACUACAAGCACUUACCAUCUGGGAUUUCGACUACGCAUUCGGGAUGGGGCCUUGAUUCUUGUUCAUGGAAUAACAUGCCCCCAGUGUGUCAAAUGUCUGAUAUUCCUUGAUCUCUCAGCAGUUCUUACUAAAUGAAUGAUCUAAAAACAAAACUGUCUCUUUGGUUUAUAAGUUGACGACUUGUCAGAGGAAGACGGUUUCUGUCGUUACCUCGUCGACCAAGGGAAGGUUAGUUGUGGCCUUUUCUUUGGAGGAUUUUGAUUCCCUGUUUGUUCAGCAGAAAAAAAAGAAACCAUUGUAUGUGGAACUGUUUAGGUUUGUAAUGCACAAUGCUGCAGUGCUUUCAUAAGAUGGACUGUGUAAUAACUUUGAACUUUGUCAUGGAACAUUGGGAUUCAAUGGUGUCUGUUGCUUCUUCAAA
This is a messenger RNA of Cucurbita maxima (winter squash), 2203 nucleotides long. RefSeq names its product transcription factor MYB33-like. The record is from RefSeq and is a predicted model, not a curated record. The transcript has 5 exons. NCBI's taxonomy places the organism in Eukaryota, Viridiplantae, Streptophyta, Magnoliopsida, Cucurbitales, Cucurbitaceae. Bases 231 to 1892 code for a protein of 553 amino acids.